AUGACAUCAGUUAAGCAUCCCAAAAUUAGUGUUCUUGGUGCAGGAGAUAUAGGUUGUACUUUGGCACAUAUGAUUUGUGAGAAAAACUUGGGUGAUGUGGUUUUGCACGAUUUUCGAAAAGACCUGCCCAAGGGAAGAGCCCUGGACAUUCUACACACAAGACCAUUGAAUAGAUCAAGAAUCAACAUUCUUGGAACCAACGAAAUAACAGAUAUUAAAGAUUCGCUAGUUGUGGUGGUUACAAUUGAAGUGUCCGAACGGGAGUUUGCAGAAUUUGAUGAAGAAGAUAUAGAAAAACAGGUUUACACUUCUAACGUCAAACUUUUAAAGGAAAUAUCAAAAUCAAUUAAAAAGCAUUGUCCACAAGCUUUUGUUGUAGUUACUACGAACCCUGUUGAUUGUAUGGCUAAAGUUUUACAGGAACAUGCAAAUAUUCCAUCUCAUAAAAUAUGUGGAAUGGCAGGGGUUUUACACAGUGCAAGAUUGAGACACAACUUAGCCGAAAAACUUAGAGUAAACCCAGGAGAUGUCCAAGGGUUCGUCAUAGGUGCGCAUGGAGAUAAGAUGGUUCCAUUGCCACGAUACUGUUGCGUGAACGGAAUUCCAUUACACGAUUUUACCAAGAAGGGGGCUAUUACAGAAAAGGAAAUUAAUCAAAUUGUUGAAAAAACCAAGAACACAGGUUUAGAGUUGUUAGAAUUACUACCUGAAGGAUCAGUUUGUUUUGCACCAUCUUUGGCUAUUGUAGAAAUCAUUGAAGCUUAUUUGAAGGACUUGAAGAGAGUUCUGGUAUGUUCUGUACCAUUGAAUGGUCAAUAUGGACACAAGGGAGUGUUUGCUGGUGUCCCAUGUGUCAUUGGAGGUAAGGGCAUUGAGAAGAUUAUUGAACUUGAUCUGAAUACCCAAGAAAAAGAACUCUUUGACGAUUCCCUAAAACAUAUUAGCUACUUGUUUGAGAAUUACAAACACGAGGCUGUCAUAGAAGAUGAGGCUAAGCCUAACUAG
Molecule: messenger RNA, 1005 nt
Organism: Plasmodium gonderi
Lineage: Eukaryota; Apicomplexa; Aconoidasida; Haemosporida; Plasmodiidae
Product: lactate/malate dehydrogenase
Exons: 3
Coding region: 1-1005 (334 amino acids)
Biological process (GO): carboxylic acid metabolic process
Molecular function (GO): oxidoreductase activity, acting on the CH-OH group of donors, NAD or NADP as acceptor
Source: RefSeq, a predicted model, not a curated record